Messenger RNA from Gavia stellata (red-throated loon), 816 nucleotides. RefSeq names its product neurexophilin 4 (gene NXPH4). Gene Ontology annotation, molecular function: signaling receptor binding. The transcript has 2 exons. The record is from RefSeq and is a predicted model, not a curated record. Lineage: Eukaryota; Metazoa; Chordata; Aves; Gaviiformes; Gaviidae. Bases 1 to 816 code for a protein of 271 amino acids.
AUGCUCCGCUGCCGCCUGCCCCUGCUCGGGCCCUGGCUGCUGCUGCAGACGGUGUGUGCUGGGGGCCACAUCGCCAAGACCCUGGGGUACCUGGAGCUGAGCACCUCUGGCCUCCUCAAGGAUGUCCCCUAUGGAACCCUGAAGCCCCCAGUGCUCGACCCCAGGCGGCUGAUUCCGGCCGAGCCCCCCCGGGGCGUGGAGACACCCUUGGGCGCCGCACGGAGCCCUUGGGACUGGCAGAAGAACCAGACGGUCGGGGAGCUGCCAAGCCCCCGUGCCCGGCGCAAGCCCUCGCUCAAGUCUGGGCGCACCAAGAAGAUCUUUGGCUGGGGUGACUUCUACUUCAACAUCAAGACGCUGAAGUUCAGCCUGCUGGUGACAGGGAAGAUUGUCGACCACAUCAACGGGACCUUCAGUGUCUACUUCCGCCACAACUCCUCCAGCCUGGGCAACGUCUCGGUCAGCAUUGUGCCCCCCUCCAAGGCGGUGGGCUUCGAGGUGCUGGUGCCAGCCCCCCCGCCGCUCUCCCGCCCGCCCCCCCAGCAGAGCACCCUGCCCGAGGGGCGUCCGGCCAAGGCCCUCAACUGCCACGUGGAGUACGAGAAGACCAACCGGGCGCGGAAGAACAAGCCCUGCCUGUACGACCCCUCCAAGGUGUGCUUCACGGAGCACACGCAGAGCCACGCCGCCUGGCUCUGUGCCAAGCCCUUCAAGGUCAUCUGCAUCUUCAUCUCCUUCCUCAGCAUCGACUACAAGCUGGUCCAGAAGGUCUGCCCCGACUACAACUUCCAGCACGACAACCCCUACUUUGGCUGA